AUGAAAGGAAAUUGGUCGAUUGUCCGUCAGGUUUUCCAGCGCCGCUUCUCCACACUCCGGUCGUCGCCGUCGUCACGAUCUUCCGCGUUGUCCAGCUUAUCCCAAUCUCUCAUUAUAGCCCCAAACUCGAUGACCUCUCAGAUCUCUAGAAACUCGUGGUUCGCUGCCUCCACCUCUUGCGCUUCCAUUAAAUCUAGCUUCUCCAACGCUUCUCUUCCCCACCGGAGAAGCCUCUGUUCGGAAGCUGGAGGUGAAAAUGGAGUUAUUAUAGUGAAAUCAGAGGAAGAGUUCACCAAAGCAAUGAACAAAGCUAAAGAUGGAUCUUUACCUUCGAUCUUCUAUUUCACUGCCGUCUGGUGUGGACCAUGCAGGUUUAUCGCUCCUGUAAUCGAGGAGCUUAGUAAACAGUAUCCUGAUGUAACAACGUAUAAAGUCGACAUUGAUGAGAGUGGGCUUUCGAACACUAUCAGCAAGAUGAAUAUUGCGGCUGUGCCAACACUGCAGCUUUACAAAGAAGGCUCGAAGAAAGGAGAGAUAGUGGGUGCAGAUGUCACGAAGCUGAAGAAUCUCAUGGAACAGCUCUACAAGUGA
Microthlaspi erraticum is the source of this 591-nucleotide messenger RNA. NCBI's taxonomy places the organism in Eukaryota, Viridiplantae, Streptophyta, Magnoliopsida, Brassicales, Brassicaceae. The record is from the annotation of a GenBank genome assembly.